This is a messenger RNA of Gigantopelta aegis, 1386 nucleotides long. Its product is annotated as UPF0561 protein C2orf68 homolog. NCBI's taxonomy places the organism in Eukaryota, Metazoa, Mollusca, Gastropoda, Neomphalida, Peltospiridae. The coding region runs from base 84 to 485 and encodes 133 amino acids. The record is from RefSeq and is a predicted model, not a curated record. The transcript has 4 exons.
AUGUGCAUUUACAAAUACGAUAAUAAAGAUUUUACUAAUAAUUUAAAAGUAUAUUAUUAUUCUCAUGCUUAAUAUAUUUUGGGAUGUCGGAAGGAUCCAAAAGGCUGGAUUUAAGUCAUGGCUUUAUGAAAUGUAUUAUAAAAAAUCAAGUUGACAGAGACAAUUAUGACAGAGAUGUAAAAGCAAGAUUAGCUAAAGAAAACCAUAGGACAAGACGACAUGAUAGCCGUCCAAAAAAGCCUGAUGCACAGACAUAUAUUCCACCAAUCCGAUUAAGAAAAGAGAAAGAAGAAAUGUUUACACUGAAGUUUGAAGACAAAGACAAUCAAGUGUACAGUAGUGUAGUUUAUAAGAAUGACAAGGCUGAGGCGAUAUCAAGAAGAAUUGGUGAAGAAAGAGGCUUGUCAGAAGAAUACAUGGAAGCUCUUUCUCAGCGGAUUUCAGAAGAGAUGGAAAAGCGACUUUCUUGCAGUGACGAUGGCUAGGAUGAACUCAUAUAUCUACAGAAUCUAAUUAGCAAGUCUACAAAGGCGAUAUAACUACCUACUGUAGAUUGUUAAUUAGAACCCAGUGGUCUGAUCAUUCUCCAGCUAACUAGGUGUUACACCCUAUCCAACCUCACAACAUUUUGGAGAACAGUUACCUAGAGAGUUCAUGAAUUAGGGUAAUAUUAGUGUGGAUUUUUAGUAUUAACAUUAGCUUCAUAUCUGAAAAUCCUUCCUUUGGUAUUGCCUGAAAACAAAUUAAAGCAGAAAACCCCCAACCUUUUUGAUAAUAUCAAUUUUGUUCCAACAAAUAUUUCCCAUUUUGACUAACUAAAGUAAGUUUCCAGUUGUGAAACUAGGUACUAAAUAAAACAGAGUCAAGGUACAGAAAGUACAGAGAAAAUAGACCGCAAACACUACAUGUAUAUGUAAAGUUAACGAAGAGGUCGAACAGAAGAUACGUCAAAAAUGGAGAAAAAUAGAACCGAGAACAGAUUGAAAACUGCGAAAUAGAAAGGAAAAGUUGGACUGAUAAGAUAGGAAAUAUUAAGUGAAUGGUUGGAAGGCAAUAAAUGGACAGAACAGAGUGAAAUGGCAGAACAGUGAGUAUAUACACAGAAAUGUAAAGAAAAACUGUAAAUGGGCACAAAGCAGAAUAAAUUAACAUAAAUUAAAAUAAAGAAUACAAAACAAAGUAAAUGGGCAUCAAACGUAGUAAAUUAACACAAAACUAAUAGGACACAAAGUGAAUGGACAGAAAACAGAGGGAAUGCAGUUUUUGACAAAUGUUUGAUAAUAGCUAGGGACCAAACAAAUUCAAAGACCUACCUGCCAUUUUCAAAGACUUUUACACAGUGGUCAAAGACAAUAGAAUGCGAUAAAAAAAUACCAAAUCAGUUCA